AUCAGCCAGAGUGGGAAUAUGGCGCUGACCUGUGCCAGGGCGGCGUUACGUCCUUCUAUAGGAUCACUACGCCGCGCGCUUCGGCCAUCGUACCCUCCCCAGCCUGCAGCUCCUUACUGCACUGCAAUUGUGUCUGCCAAAUUGGAGGUUAAUGGCGUUAACCUUCAUUUCCAGCGCACAGGACGGGGCGAUCAUGCAGUUUUGCUGCUUCCUGGGGCUUUAGGAAGCAGUAAAACCGACUUUGGCCCCCAACUCACUUCUUUUAAUAAGGAGGUUUUCACUCUCAUUGGUUGGGAUCCUCGUGGAUAUGGGUGCUCCAUCCCACCUACCCGUGACUACCCACCAGACUUUUUUGAGAGGGAUGCAAAGGAUGCUGUAGAUUUGAUGCAGGCCCUCAAAUUCAAGAGGUUUUCUUUGUUGGGCUGGAGUGAUGGUGGCAUAACAGCACUAAUUGCAGCAGCCAGAUACCCAUCACUAAUCCAGAAACUUGUUGUCUGGGGAGCCAACGCCUAUGUGACGGAAGAGGACCUCCAGCUUUAUAAUGCUGUUAAAGAUGUGUCAAACUGGAGUGAGGCGAUGAGAAAACCAAUGGAGGAUCUGUAUGGAAAGGAGUAUUUUGCCAAGACAUUCAAAGCGUGGGUUGACGCAAUGAGUAAUAUCACCAGCAAACCUGAUGGUAAUAUUUGUCGUCAUUUGCUGCCCUUCAUUGAGUGUCCAACACUUAUCAUACAUGGAGAGAAAGAUGUGAUGGUCCCAUCUUUUCACCCUCGUUUUAUCCACCAGCAAAUUAAAGACUCCAGGUUGCACCUGAUGCCAAAUGGCAAGCACAAUCUUCAUCUACGAUAUCCAGAUGAAUUCAAGAACCUAGUGGAAGACUUUCUGUGUUGAACCCAACAUUUUGGACCAUGUGUUACAAAAAAAAAAAAAUCCCCAAAAAUCAAUGUGAGCAAAUAAAGUAUCUUGCUCCUAUUCCCCAUUGGUAUUUCUUAGUGAUGUAAUUAUAUUUUUUAAUGCACUUUUUUAAUUGGGGAAAAAUAAACUGAUGUGAACUGUGGGGAAAAGAAUUUGGCAUAGCAAAUGUUAAUUUGCUUUUAAAAAAUCUGUGCGUUGUUCUAAGUGCAAAGAAAUGUUAAAGAACAAAAAAAAAAAAAAACAUUACAUGUAAUAAACUGUGAACCAGAGGAUGGAAUUACACUGACUCUCCCUUCCCCCUUGUCCCUUUUGUCAUGCAAUAAAAUGAUUUAUAUGUCUGAUAGAUGCAUACUCCCUGCUAUGCCUGGAUUGUUCAUUUUAAUUCAGCUCUCCUAUAUGAAUGUUCAAGACCUACUAUUAAAAUAUGCAUUUUUUUUUUCUC
This is a messenger RNA of Pelobates fuscus (common spadefoot toad), 1354 nucleotides long. RefSeq names its product biphenyl hydrolase like (gene BPHL). The transcript has 7 exons. Gene Ontology annotation, molecular function: serine hydrolase activity. The coding region runs from base 19 to 888 and encodes 289 amino acids. Lineage: Eukaryota; Metazoa; Chordata; Amphibia; Anura; Pelobatidae. The record is from RefSeq and is a predicted model, not a curated record.